UGCAUACCUGACAGCUCCGCGAGCGAGGAAACUUACGAGCACCGUACACAAUAACACCGCGGCACUUUUACGCGUUGUUUUUGUUUUAUCACAAAGCGCGAUAUUUAAAUCCUCCAAAGGAAUAUCGAGUUUCGCAAGAAUUAUCGUGAGAGCUUGAAGCAAAUGGACCAUCAGCCUACGUGCGAGGAGAAUCUCACGGUGUAAGACAGGACUCAUCAACGUAUCACUGGCCACCAUUGCACACUCCAUUGUCUCUAUGGAAACAGAGUACCGUCAGGCAUCAUUGGGCUCUCUGGUUUGUACCCAAGAUGGGGAACCGAUGAGCAACCAAACUCCGGGUCCUGUAACUUUUCAACCGGGGGCCGGAUCAGACUCCUUUCCAUGUCUGCGGCCCCUCUCUUUCCCCCCAGAGUCCAGUGAGGAGGCACGAUGCUCGGGGGAGGUCAUCGUUAUGGUCAAGGAUAAAACAGAGAAUGGUAAUGGAAUUUUUUCUUCUCCAAAUGAUGCUUCUGCCUCCAAACCCAUCAACGUCCCUCCUCGCCGGCAUCAUUCCCUCCCUCAUGCGCACCAUCCUCAUGUUGGCAGCACCCGGAUGGGCGGCCGGUCAAACUCCAUCGCCUACACAGCGUUCUCUCCACGACCCUCAAUUUCACGCCACUCUAGUAUCGCCACCAAUCCUCCAAUGGACCGUUCCAAACCCAAAGACUACCUCAUCCUGGCUGUCAUUGCUUGCUUCUGCCCUGUAUGGCCAAUCAACAUUGUGGGUUUUGUUUACUCCAUAAUGUCCCGUAACAGUCUCGAGCAGGGGAAUAUAGAUGGAGCGAGACGCCUUGGUCGUGUGGCGAAGCUGCUGUCUGUGGUCUCACUGGUGGGAGGAGCUGUCAUUAUCGUAGCAUGCGCCGUGAACCUGUCAAUUCAUGUGAAAUCCUGAGUGCAGUGGUGCCAUGAAUUCAGCUUCACAUCAGACCACAGACUGGAACUCCAUGGCCCAUUUGAUUCACCUCACGGUUGCAGUGACAGCAAUCACAACUUAUAGGGCAAUAGAUAAUAGGAUGCCUCUGCUAUCUGAAAAGCUCAGAAAAAAAAAGAAAAGAAAAUGAAAGAACCCUUGGUAAUCCGCACCAACCUGACAUCCCUAUGGGGCAAGUUACUUUCACUGAUGUCUCUUGCAUUUAUUCCACAGCACUUAUUCAGAGGUUGUAUGAGCACUACAACUCUCACACCUAAACAUGAACAAAUAUGGCUAACAUUUAGUAAAUACUAGCUGUACCCAAGCUCUAUCAAAGUGGAGAAUUUCUGCUAAAGCAAAGUGUUUUUUUCUCUAUAAACAAGAAAACAAGCCAAACCUAUUUACAGACAUGACAUGGGCUUGACAGAUUAUUCCUUCAUCCCAGUAUCCGAUGAGAAUCUUUGUUCUGUGGAGUGCUGCUCAUAUAAUGUAUGAUGAAGUGGAUCUCCUUAGUCAUGAGAAAACACACUCAUACAACUGGAAUCGUGACGCCAAUAUCUGAGACAACUGCCGUUGACAACAUUUGUCCACUCUGUUUUCUUUUUUUUAUUAUUAUAAUUAUAAUUAUUAUUUAUUUAUUUUUAAGUUUUUGCAACAGAAAUGUAACAUGUGCACCCCUUUUGAUAAAGCAAUAUGCAAGCGUUCACAGGCAAGAUAUAUUUGCAUUAUAUGGUAAAAGUGUUGAAUACUGUUUCUGAAAAUAUUCUUUAUGAAAACACUGUUUAUGCUGCAAACCUUUGUAUUGAACUGUGCUGUUGGGUUAUUUAUAUACACUGUGUAAUCUGAAAUAUCUGUAGCUAAUUGUAGCUGAAUCACAACCAAAUAUCGCGAUUCCUGCGAUAUUGUAUUAAUUAGGUGUUGUGUUAAUGAUCCUGUCCUGUAGAUCCAGAUGGGACAUUUGGCUGGCUGAUGAGUCUAAAAGCUCUUGAGACUGUUAUAACAUUGUAAACCGGGUUUUGAAUGGGGUCUUAAGUCAUGUAUGUAACGAAGAAUGUAUAAUGAUGAGAUUUUGACAGGUUUGUAACAAGGGGCAAUAGAUGUCGUUAUUAUUUGGUUGCAAAUGGAUGUAGCUAGUGCUUUUCAUUUCUGUUUAGAUUCAAUGGUAUUUCUUAUGCUAUCUGAAAGAACUUGUGAUUUGUCAAUAAUUAUAUUUAUGGUAGGAUAUGUAGGUUCAAAUCAUACAGUAUAUUUCUAUCUUAUUUAGUUAUAAUUUUUUUAUGCAACCUUUCAUUUUUGUUUCUUUGUUAAUACCCUUUAAGGCUCAUGAUAUUGGUCAGACCUAAAGGAAAGAGAAAUUGCUGAAAAUGUUGUUCUAUUACAAAAUACUUGGCUGUUCUAAACAUUGUGCACUUAUUUUGCAUGCACCUUUUUUUCUCGAAUAUUUUGAUAGUCUUGUAAGCAGCACUAUUUCCCUCUAUGUAUUCUCUUUAGGGGAAAUGGAAUAAAGCAUAAAAAGAUCUGA
Xyrauchen texanus (razorback sucker) is the source of this 2471-nucleotide messenger RNA. RefSeq names its product trafficking regulator of GLUT4 1-like. Lineage: Eukaryota; Metazoa; Chordata; Actinopteri; Cypriniformes; Catostomidae. The record is from RefSeq and is a predicted model, not a curated record. Bases 257 to 931 code for a protein of 224 amino acids. The transcript has 5 exons. Gene Ontology annotation, cellular component: membrane.